Molecule: messenger RNA, 1224 nt
Organism: Podarcis muralis (Common wall lizard)
Lineage: Eukaryota; Metazoa; Chordata; Lepidosauria; Squamata; Lacertidae
Source: RefSeq, a predicted model, not a curated record
GUGAUGUAGCGUGGGGGGGGGGGGACAUUGCCCUGGGCACAUUUUUUCAAGUGGGUGCCACCAUGUACUGCCACUAUAGCUCCCGCAUUGAGGGAACCCACCACCGGGCUCACCUUUGGGGCUGGAGUGUGGGUGGCAGCAGCAGCCGGUCCAUUCCUUGGGAGCAGAAGCGUUGGAGAGGUGGUGAUAUUGCAGCCGAGGGAGGAACGAACUCCAUCUGCCACUGUGCCUUGCAUGGCUGUUGGAGCUCAUUUCUCCCUCAGUAUGUGGGGCUACUGGGGUGCUGUGGUGGGCUCCUUCAUCUUCCGCAUCCCUCUCCCAGUGUGCCCUGCCCUCCGGUGCUCACAGAUACACACGCUGGGCACCAUGGGCUCAAGCAAUGUCAUGGCAAGUAGGUCUGCAAUAUUAUAAUACCAUACUUCCUCAAACCCUGACAGGCACACUCUGACAUUUCACACAAAUCUCUCUCUUUUAAAAAAAGCCAACAUGAACAGAACAUUUCCUCUUAGAAGGUUACAUGCAUCAACCACUGGAUCCUCCUGGAAAAGAUGGGUCUUCAGUACCAUCCGAUUUUAAAUUGGGAUGUGCUACAAAUUGUCCCUCAACGAAUUACAGCUUCUCUACAUUAGAAGAUGAAUUACAGAAUAGGAUCUACUGCUGCCAAGAUGACUUUUGCAUCCCAAGACAGAUUGACUCGCCAGCAUAUGGUUUCAAUGGGCUAAGGUGUCCGUUCUAUGAUGCUUCUGACCCAGAAGAUUGUCCGAAGUUGAGAAAUCUCAGAUGUCGUGGUGAUGAGACUCGAUGCUUUGAGUUUGUCCUUGUUCACAAUGACAGUUCGGUUCCUGAUAAGGUUUAUAAUGGCUGUGCCACCCCAACGUUUUGUGAGUUGGCUAGGACAUCACCGUAUUAUGACUACCUUUCAGGCACUAUAACAGAAGCACGAUGCGGUGAUACUCUGCCUCACUGAAAGCGGCUCAACAAUGAAGGGUAGUUAGGAGAGAAGAAUGUCUCCAUCAUUUUGGAUCCCACCACUUGCAGCAUCGGUAGAGGUGGAGAAUGCGUCUCUGAUUUGCAAAGUUUCUGGAAUUCAUGGGACGCCUGUGUCUUUUAUCUGGCAUUUGGUGGAAGCUAAAUGGGAUGCAGGGCAUAGAGAAAUGUGGGGAACUAUGUCUCAUGAUAUGGUUUGUGGGUUAAUUUUUCCUUCCUUCAUAAUCAAAAUAAACU